Molecule: messenger RNA, 213 nt
Organism: Gloeophyllum trabeum ATCC 11539
Lineage: Eukaryota; Fungi; Basidiomycota; Agaricomycetes; Gloeophyllales; Gloeophyllaceae
Exons: 1
Source: RefSeq, a predicted model, not a curated record
CCGCAGUCACGGUCCUCUAUCAUUAUGCUGUUCCGCACAGGACACAUCCCGCUGCAUGGCUACCUCCACCGCAUAGGCAAGCGUGAUGACCCCGACUGUCCGCACUGCCCUGGUGUCAGAGAAGACGUUCGCCACUUCCUCUUUGAUUGCCCAAACUACCAACUCGCUCACCACUCCCUUUGGAAGACACUUCUCCGGGCAGCUACCAACCUC